This is a messenger RNA of Lichtheimia ornata, 927 nucleotides long. RefSeq lists its product as uncharacterized. The transcript has 3 exons. Gene Ontology annotation, cellular component: membrane. The coding region runs from base 1 to 927 and encodes 308 amino acids. The record is from RefSeq and is a predicted model, not a curated record. NCBI's taxonomy places the organism in Eukaryota, Fungi, Mucoromycota, Mucoromycetes, Mucorales, Lichtheimiaceae.
AUGCAACUUUUACUCCUGCCACUUCUGGCUCCCCGCAGCCCAUCGUUGCUUUUCGCCGAUCCUCGUUUGAUUCCCAUGUCACCCACUGCAUUUGAUUCCGAACCAGUUGUCGAUACGCCUAUGCAUAUGCAGCAGCAGCAGCAGCAGCCCAUUGCCUGUCUCAGCGAUGGCGACGACGAGGGUUGCAAACUACUUGACGGCUUUGCCAUUGUGGUGCAAGUGAGCUUGGCAACAACGGCCUUCUUGGUAUUACUCUAUAAACGCUGGCGAGAACGACCCCAACGACCUGUUCCCAUAUGGGCACUCGAUGUGAGCAAGCAAUUCAUAGGUGCUGGGGUCAUCCAUUUCCUUAAUCUGGCAGUGAGUUACCUUGUGGGAAGACCCAUGAAUGGCCCCAAGACCAAUUUAUGCGUAUGGUACUUUUUGAACGUGUUGGUGGAUACAACGCUUGGCGUGGGCGUCCUCUGGUUCUGGUUGCAUUCAAUUCAAUGGGUCCUUGAACGAUACUUGCAUGUCGAUUACAUUCGCAGUGGUCAAUACGGCCAGCCACCUCUUCGUCGUCGUAUAUGGCCUUGGGCACGUCAAACGAUUGUUUUUAUCAUUGCUGAAGGUCUCAUGAAACUAUGCGUAUUUAUCCUGUUUCGUUUGUGCCCCUUUUUGUUUGAUAUCGGCUCUUGGGCAUUGGCUUGGACACGUGACAAUUAUCGAUACCAGGUUCUUUUUGUCAUGUUCGUAUUCCCAUGCAUCAUGAACGCAGUUCAAUUUUGGAUCGUGGAUACCAUUGUCAAAGUCAACCCGGCUCUAGGAUACCAUGAUGUCAAGAGAUCUUCGUCACCCCCAUCAACGCCUACAACUCCUCGACAUCCCGAUGACGCCAUUGCGGUUUCUAUUAAUGAGCAGGAUGAGCGGACGCCUCUCCUUAGAUGA